Messenger RNA from Schistosoma rodhaini, 1544 nucleotides. The record is from the annotation of a GenBank genome assembly. Lineage: Eukaryota; Metazoa; Platyhelminthes; Trematoda; Strigeidida; Schistosomatidae.
CAAAAUGUUUCACUACACAACACUUAAAGCUUGGCGUUACUGGGUAUGACCUUGCAGUUUUCAGAUUGACUUUUGGCCAAUGACAACGGUCAAAACAAACCUUAAAUCUUAGCGAUUUAUAACACAAAUGUCUGAAAUUGCGACGCAUCGAACGCCAAUUAGCAUUUUACAAGAAGUGUGCGUGAAGAAAGGAAUAACUCCUAUCUACGAACUUGUGUCAAAUGAAGGACCGGUCCAUGAGCCACUUUAUGUAUUUUUAUGCACAGCCGGUCCAUUCAGUGCCACCUCUAAAGGAGCGAGUAAGAAGAGAGCCAAACAUCAAGCAUCAUACUUAAUUUUGCUAAAGAUGCUGAACAGUAGGCUAUUGACAGAGUCGGAAAAAUACACUCUGCAAGAUAUACAUAUUGCCGCAGUCAACGUUCUAGGGUCUGACUUUAUGGAUUCACUUGAUGAUAUAGAACUGGAUGGUCUACCAAAUAAAAUAAAACAAGAAGGGGAAGGUAACUUUGUUGGACGGCUACAAGAUUUGUGUCAGAAAAAUACCUGGCCACCACCAUCCUAUGAAUUCUUAACUAUACCUCAGUCUACCCCAUCGGGCAAUGAAUACAGUUGCAAAGUUAGGCUGUGGAAAUGGACUCAUACAGGAUUUGGGAAUUCUAAAAAAUCUGCAAAGCGACGCGCAGCCCUUGGACUUUUAGAUAAUAUUAUCAAAAAUAAUCUGACUAUACCUCAAGAGGCUUUGGAUGAUAUGGAAGAAGAAACCCUUUCUUUACUUGAUAAACAGGACCAGUCUAAUCUGAAGGAAAAUAAAUUUGAAAAUGAGGCAACUGCUCGUACUUCUUCCAAAGCUCUUCGUGGUUUAUGGAAUAGGAAAGGUGGUAAAAUACGAGUUCCACCUAUUGAUAAUCCUGAUAAGAUGAAUAAUGCAUGUGAAUAUCUUCAAGAGAUUUGCGAUUGUGCAAAAAUUACUGUUGUAUAUACAUACGUUCCUGCAAACAGUCAGGGGAUGAUCUGCUGUUUUGCGGAACUUACCACGCUACCACCACAUGUUAUCAAAAGUCGGUUGUCACCAAACCUGAUCAGAUCAACUCGGGAGACAUAUUAGGUGAGUUCAAAAGUGAAGGACCAACAGAAUACCCAUGACAAAUGUUUCCACACUGAGUCAUCAACUUUUGGAACAUUUAUUUGACUUAUUCAGUCGAAGACUAGAAACUAACAGAAAUUUAUUAGAAAAGGACAAACACAGGUCGUCAGUCUUCUGUACUCAAUACAUGACUAGCAUUACCUUGUAAUCUAUCCGAAAUUUCUUAUAAAGGACAAAAUAUUCUUAAUUGGUUUAGUUUACAGAGAUAGUUAUCAUAUCAUUGUCAAACACGGGGUUAAGGCUCACCUUAUACUCAGUAAUACAUAACAUCAUCUACAUACGCCUAUAGGAUCUGCGAACAUUUUGGUUCAAAAGGGACUUUGGUAAAAAGACAUUAUUAAACUAAAUCGGUGGAGUUCGAACUCAAAUUCCUUUCCUCAAUAUCAAAAAUACUCACCAG